Penaeus chinensis is the source of this 1389-nucleotide messenger RNA. RefSeq lists its product as uncharacterized. The transcript is spliced from 3 exons. The record is from RefSeq and is a predicted model, not a curated record. Lineage: Eukaryota; Metazoa; Arthropoda; Malacostraca; Decapoda; Penaeidae. Bases 1 to 1389 code for a protein of 462 amino acids.
AUGGAACCUGAUCUAAUGAUGGUACUUCGCUCGGUACAGGUAACAACGGAUGCAGGAAAACUGGAAAAUGUGAAAAGAAAAGCCACAAGAUUAGGAAUACGUGAAGCAAGAUGGAAAAAAGCAGGAAAAUUUCAAACAGAUAGUUUCACAUUUAUAUACUCAGUUGGAGAAAAACAUGAAAAUGAUACUGCAAUUCUUCUAGACAAAGAAACAUCAAAGAGCCUCUUAGGAGUUCUGCUGGUAAAAUUGAAAGGAAAGAAUACCAACCUCUCUAUUGUGCAAGGUUAUGCCCCAACAUCUCAAAGUACCGAGGAAGAAACUGGCCAGUUCUAUGAAGAAAUAGACAGGGCAAAAGAUCAAUGUGGUUCACAGGACAUGGUUAUAGUUAUGGGAGAUUUUAAUGCAAAAGUUAGUAAACAAAGAGGUUUUGCCGUUGGCGAAUAUGGUCUAGCGUUACGAAAUGAAAGAGGUAACAAACUGGUGGACUGGUGUAUAGCAAAUGAGCAGGUUAUAACAAACACCUGGUUUUAUCAUCAUCCAAGACGAAGAUGGACAUGGAAAAGCCCCGGAGAUAACACCAGAAACCAAAUUGAUUACAGAACAAUUUCCAAGAGAUACAGAAAUGCAGUUAGAGCUAUCCAGGCACUGAUUGUGAGAAAAGGAAAGGUGGUUAUAAAAUAUGUGCUUAGAGAUAUAGAUAUAGAACCAAAAGUCAUAUACAAGAAUAUCAAAAACCUCACAGUAGGGAAAGCCCAACCAUCUGCAGGUUGUAUAAAAUCUAAAGAACGGUGUAUUUUAAUGGAAAAGGAAGCAAUCUUAACACGCUGGUCAGAAUACAUCAAGGACCUAUUUAAUGACAACAGAGGACAGAAACCUGAGAUACACAAGAACAUGGAAGGCCUAAAAAUACUGCAAUCCAAAAUAAGAUCUGCAGUGAAGAAAAUGAAAAAGAACAAAGCCCCAGGCCCAGAUGAGAUUGUAAUUGAAAUGAUAGAUGCUCUGGAAGACUUCGGUAUCCAGCGUCUAACUACAAUUACAAACAUCAUUUAUGAUACUGGGGAAAUCCCUGAUAUUCUUUUGAAAUCAAUUUUUAUAGCACUUCCUAAAAAAACAGGUGCCACUGAAUGUGAGCUUCAUCGUACCAUAAGCCUGAUGAGCCACAUCAUGAAAAUAAUAUUGAAGGUUCUAAUGCAAAGAGCGAGACGAUGCAUAAAACCCGAAAUAAGCACUGGGCAGUUUGGUUUUGAAGAAGAUUCUGGUACAAGAAAUGCGGUUUUCAUCUUGAGAAUGUUAAGUGAACGUGCAAUAGAGAUGCAUAGGAAGCUCUUUGUGUGCACGAAGACCUUAUGGACAUGUUUCAACGACUGGAUAUGGAUGGAAAAGAUUUGA